Molecule: messenger RNA, 1611 nt
Organism: Cordyceps militaris CM01
Lineage: Eukaryota; Fungi; Ascomycota; Sordariomycetes; Hypocreales; Cordycipitaceae
Exons: 2
Coding region: 1-1611 (536 amino acids)
Source: RefSeq, a predicted model, not a curated record
AUGCCGCAGCACGAACAAGACGCCGAGGAGGCGCCUCGUCCCGCGCCGAGCGACACCCGCCACGACGACGACGACGACGCACCGGCGCCUGCCGCCGCCUCCGCCUCCUGGGGCAGCGACCCGUCGUCUCUGGCCGCCGCCAUCGAGAGCGAGGAGAAUAAGCUGGUCUCGCGGCGCUUCCCGCGCUUGCGAGCGGCCCUGUACGCGUCCGUGAGCGCGCGACGGGACGAGCUCGAGGCCAUGAUCUGCCGCCUGCUGCGGGUGCCGUCGUGCCGCAUCGUGCCGUCGGCGCUCUGGCGGGCGGGCAGCUUCAACGUGGCCAUUCUCGUGCGCCUCCCGGCCGGCCGCAACGUGUACCUGCGGCUGCCGUUUGCGCACCGCAGCGGCGAGGACCACUUCCCGGGCAAUACGGAGGAGAAGCUGCGGACGGAAAUCGCGACCUACCUGUGGCUGCGAGAGCACUGCCCGGACGUGCCGAUUCCUACGUUGCAUGCCUUUGGGCUCCCUGAUGGCUCCGUUUUCACAUCGCCCGAGAACACGCCUUGGCGGCGUCGAGUAUGGUGGAAGCUCAACCACAUCCUGGCGCUGGCUCUGGGCCGCGCUCCUAUCCGACACGUACGACACUCGAUUCGCCACAGCCUUGAUUGCGGGUUUUUGCUCAUUAGCGAAGCUGAAGGCCAAAGCCUGGCGUCGUCCUGGUAUCUGCAUUACCGCGAUGAGGCCUAUAAGGCGAAUCUCUUCCGCGACCUGGCGCGUAUCGCGAUAUCCAUGAACACCAUCCCGCUACCACGCAUUGGUGCUCUGUGCCUCGAGCAAGACACUGUCUCUCUGAGCAAUAGACCGCUGAACUUGUACAUGCAUAUGGUGGAAAACGAAGGCGUGUCUUGCCAGAUCCCGCGUCGACGGACGUACCUAGAAGUCGACCCGUACGUGGCGGACCUGCUCACGCUGCAGGAUGCCAAACUGCGGGGACAGCCGAAUGCGAUACUCGGCGUCGAGGAUGGCCAGUGCCAGAUGGCUGCUCUCGCGGCGUUACGCGCCACCAUGCACCACUUCAUCGACGCAGACCUGCGGCAGGGCCCCUUCUUCCUUACGUUGACCGAUCUGCAUCACAGCAACAUCUUCGUCGACGACCAAUGGAAUGUGAAGUGCAUUAUCGACCUCGAGUGGACGCACAGCCUGCCCGCGCAAAUGCAAACCCCGCCGUACUGGCUCACGUCGCGGGCCGUGGACGGGCUCAAGGACCGCGCACAAAUCGACGAGUACGAGGCGGUUCUAGAAGAGUACCUGGCUGUGUACGCCGACGAAGAGUACAAGCGGCAUGGCUCGACGAGGCAGGCUGAGCUACAGCGUCAAACGUGGCGCAGCGGCGGUUUCUGGUUUUUCAAGGCGGCUUCGAUCCCGAAAGGCAUGUACAACCUGUUCAACAGACACAUCCAGCCAAUGUAUAAUGAACAUCAUCCCGACAUGGCCGUCUUUGACGACGUUUUCCACUGGUAUUGGGGCCUGCGGGCAUCGAAGCUUAUUGACAGGAAGCUGGCGGAGAGGGAAGCCUACAUAAACGAACUCAGAAAAGCACACCAUGCGGGAGAGAGCGACAAUGAAGUGUAG